Aureobasidium namibiae CBS 147.97 is the source of this 1200-nucleotide messenger RNA. Its product is annotated as alpha-ketoglutarate-dependent taurine dioxygenase. The record is from RefSeq and is a predicted model, not a curated record. NCBI's taxonomy places the organism in Eukaryota, Fungi, Ascomycota, Dothideomycetes, Dothideales, Saccotheciaceae. Gene Ontology annotation, cellular component: cytoplasm. The coding region runs from base 1 to 1200 and encodes 399 amino acids. The transcript has 3 exons. Gene Ontology annotation, molecular function: 2-oxoglutarate-dependent dioxygenase activity.
AUGGCACCAUAUCUUCAAGAGCAGACUGCAUCAGCAACUCCCGCAACAGACAGCAUCAAAGUCAAAGCAUCCGCACAAGUCACACCCACAAAACCUCUUGUCUACGAACCCGGUCGCACAAUCGCCGAAACACACGAAAACUACCCUCACGACCACCUCCUCCCCACGUUCCCAGACCUAAAAUGGGCUCCCUUGGUCCAACACCCCUACUCUGACAAAGGCCUCCUGGGUUCUCCUUCCUUCGCCUCCCUCCUCGCCACCGCAACCUCCAUACGCGACUACAACCCCAAACUCGGCACCGAGAUCACCGGCAUCGACCUCGCAAACCUUUCCUCAGAACAAAAGAAUGAUAUUGCGAGACUCAUAGCAACAAGAGGCGUUGUGUUCUUCCGCAAUCAGAAAAACUUUGAUAUACAAGCUCAAAGGGAACUGGGCAAGUAUUUUGGAGAGUUGCAUAGGCAUGCCACUACCAGUGUGCCCAAGCAGCAAGGGUUGGAGGAUGUACAUGUCGUGUUUGCAGAGGGAAGCAGAGGUGCAAGAAACCAUGUCUUUUCGCCGAGUUUCUUGUGGCACAGUGAUGUGACAUACGAAAUCCAACCCCCCUCCUAUACAUCCCUCAAACUCCUCAGCGGCCCACCCUCAGGCGGCGGCGGCACGACACUCUGGUCCUCCCAAUACGCCGCCUACGACUCUUUGUCUCCAGCCAUGCAAACCUACCUCUCGUCCCUCUCCGCCCUACACACAGCAGACAUGCAAGCCGCCGACAGCAUCCGCGGCAAUCGUCCUGUGCGACGCGAUCCCGUCACCACCGUGCAUCCAUUGAUCCGCGUCCACCCAGUCACGGGUUGGAAAUCUCUCUUCUACAAUCCAGGGUUUGUGACAAAGAUUGUGGGCGUGCCGAGGUUGGAGUCUGAUCAUAUCAUUGGGUAUCUCAAUGAGUUGGUGGCGACGACUAAUGAGUUGCAUGUUUCGUUUGAUUGGGGCAAGGAUGAUGUUGCGUUUUGGGAUAACAGGAUCUGCAAUCACUCAGCUACCUAUGGCUUUGCUCCUCACCGUAGACAUGCUGUCAGAGUGGCUACUCAUGGUGAAAGACCAUACUACUCUGCUGACGGAAAGUCUCAAGAGGCAGAGUUGAAUGAGAAGUAUGGGCUGCCGGCUGGGAACAAGGACUGCAGUGGUGUGGGUAACUACAACGACUGA